Tachysurus fulvidraco (yellow catfish) is the source of this 5058-nucleotide messenger RNA. RefSeq lists its product as uncharacterized. Gene Ontology annotation, molecular function: G protein-coupled receptor activity. Gene Ontology annotation, cellular component: membrane. The transcript is spliced from 12 exons. The coding region runs from base 1 to 5058 and encodes 1685 amino acids. NCBI's taxonomy places the organism in Eukaryota, Metazoa, Chordata, Actinopteri, Siluriformes, Bagridae. The record is from RefSeq and is a predicted model, not a curated record. Gene Ontology annotation, biological process: G protein-coupled receptor signaling pathway.
AUGGAGUCUGUCUUUACUCUUUUGCACGUGGUAAUGGCCAUUAUUAAUUUUUCCAGAGCAAAUGGGACUGCUUGUAGCCUACAAGGAGAGCCUGCAAACCCACAGAUAUGGAAAGACGGUGAUAUAAUUGUUGGAGGGGCUUUCCCUUUUCAUAGUAGUUGGGAGACCAUUGACUUAUCCUAUGUGUUCAAGCCACCUCCAAUGAAGUGCACGAGCCUUGAUUUGAGAGCACUCCAGCUUUCCCAGACCUUGAUAUUUGCAGUAGAGGAGAUAAAUAACAGUUCUUCUUUACUGCCAGGUGUCUCUCUGGGAUACAAGAUCUAUGAUACAUGUAGUUUUGCUGCACAGGGGAUAAGAAUGGCUAUGGCACUUAUAAAUGGAAAUGAGAACUCAAUUUCAAAUGAACCCUGUACAAAGCCAGCACAGGUCCAAGCUAUAAUAGGUGAAACAUACUCAUCAGUGUCUAUGGCUAUUGCGAACAGUAUUGGACCAUUCAGUGUUCCUAUUAUCAGUCAUUAUGCCACUUGUGAGUGUCUCAGUGACAAAAGGAAAUAUCCCUCAUUUUUGCGCACUAUUCCCAGUGAUUAUUACCAGAGCAGAGCAUUAGCAGAGCUGGUCAAGCACUUUGGCUGGACCUGGGUGGGAGCAAUAAGAAGAGAUGAUGAUUAUGGUAACAAUGGUAUGGCUGCAUUUACGGAAAUUGCAGAGAAGUUAGGCAUCUGCUUAGAAUAUUCCCUUCCAUAUUUUAGAACGUACUCAAAAGAAAGAGUGUUGAGAAUCAUUGACCAGAUAAAAAUCUCAACUUCUCGUGUGAUUGUUGGAUUCCUUGACACCUGGGAUUUGGAGGAUCUCUUGCAUGUAUUUUUUGAACACAAUAUCACUGGAUAUCAGUGGGUGGGAACAGAGGCCUGGAUCUUUGACCCAGAGCUAGCCAGUUUGGACAAGCACAAUAUACUGCAAGGAGCUAUAGGACUAGCAAUCCCCAAAGCAAAGGUGACAGGUCUGCAGGAUUUCAUUCUUGAUGUAAAACCACUGAAAACUGUAGGUAGUGCAAUUUUUCCUGAAUUCUGGAAGGCUUUGUUUGACUGUGAAUACACAAUGCAGAAUGAUUCAAGGGGCUUGCCAGUGUGCACAGGAGAAGAGAAGCUGUCUGAAGUUACAAACACAUUCACUGAUAUGUCACUUAUGCCCAUUUUUAGUAAUGUGUAUAAAGGAGUUUAUGCUAUUGGCCAUACGCUACACAACCUUCUUGGCUGCAAUGAAACAUGUCCUACAAAGGAACAGCCUGGUCCUGUCACAUUUUUAAAACACCUCAGAAAUGUAUAUUUCAAAACCAAAGAAGGAGAAGAUGUUUAUUUUGAUAAAAAUGGUGACCCUCCUGCAAAAUAUGAGAUAAUAAACUGGCAAACCAAUGACAAAAAUCAGUAUGAAUUUAGAACUGUUGGACUCUAUGACCACACAUUAUCAAGUCAUGAACAAUUAGCAAUAAACCUGACCUCUAUCGUGUGGGCACAAAAUGCCCUUCAGGUACCUGUAUCUGUAUGUAGUGCAAACUGCCCUCCUGGUACAAGGAAGGCUGUGCAGAAGGGAAAGCCUAUAUGUUGCUUUGAUUGCAUACCAUGUGCCGAUGGGGAGAUCAGUAAAAUGACAGAUUCGACUGAAUGUGAACAAUGCUCCCAAGAUUACUGGUCAAAUUCACAGAAAGAUGAAUGUGUAAAGAAGGAAGUUGAAUAUUUGUCUUAUGAAGAAACGAUGGGAAUUUUGCUAACAGCUGUUUCUAUUAUUGGUGCUUUUAUAACGAUGGUAAUAUCAGUAAUAUUCUUUAGACAUAAAAAUACCCCAAUAGUCAAAGCCAACAACUCUGAGCUGAGCUUCCUGCUGCUCUUCUCUCUGACUCUGUGUUUCCUCUGUUCACUUACUUUCAUUGGUCAGCCCUCUCAGUGGUCCUGUAUGCUGCGUCACACAGCGUUUGGGAUCACCUUCGUCCUCUGCAUCUCCUGUGUUCUGGGAAAAACAGUAGUGGUGUUAAUGGCCUUCAGGGCUACACUUCCAGGAAGUAAUGCCAUGAAAUGGUUUGGGCCUCCACAACAGAGACUCAGUGUACUCACCUUCACUUUCAUACAGAUUCUUAUUUGUGUGCUUUGGAUAUCAAUAUCCCCUCCUUUCCCCUUUAAAAAUCUAAAGACCUACAAAGAAAAAAUAAUUCUAGAAUGUAAUCUGGGUUCUAUCAUAGGUUUCUGGGCCGUUCUUGGUUAUAUAGGAUUUUUGGCUCUUUUGUGUUUUAUCUUGGCUUUUCUGGCCCGGAAGCUGCCUGACAAUUUCAAUGAAGCCAAAUUCAUCACAUUCAGCAUGCUGAUAUUCUGUGCAGUUUGGAUCACAUUUAUUCCUGCUUAUGUCAGCUCUCCAGGAAAAUUCACUGUAGCUGUAGAGAUAUUUGCCAUUUUAGCAUCAAGCUUUGGGUUACUGUUUUGUAUAUUUCUUCCAAAGUGUUAUAUCAUCAUAAUGAAACCAGAAAAGAAUACCAAAAAGCAAAUGAUGAGUAAAGCACCUGUGAACUUACUAGGCCUGCACAAUCCUCCUCAACUCACCAAAGAUGGGGAUGUAAUGAUUGGUGGUAUCUUUUCUGUUCACAUCAAAUGGGACCAGAUAACACAUGUCUUUACAUCUGGGCCCCAGCAACCAGACUGCAUAAGUUUGAGCCUCCGUGAAUUUCAAAGUGCACAAACAAUGGUAUUUGCUAUUGAAGAAAUCAACAACAGAACUGAUAUACUUCCUGGAGUCAAAUUGGGUUACAGAAUCUAUGAUUCCUGUGGGUCAAUAGAAAUGACCACAAGAGCCUCCUUAUCCUUAGUUAAUGGAAAUGGGAAAAAUAUAUCUGUAAAUACUUGCUCCAAACCUGAUACAGUGCAAGCAAUAAUAGGACAAACAUCCUCCAGCCCGUCUAUUGCCAUUUCUGCUACUGUGGGACCUUUGCACAUACCUGUGGUCAGUCACUUUGCAACAUGUGCAUGCUUAAGUGACAAAAAGAAAUAUCCAUCUUUCUUCAGAACUGUUUCUAGUGAUUAUUACCAGAGCAGAGCUUUAGCUAAGCUGGUCAGGCAUUUUGGAUGGACAUGGGUAGGGGCUGUAUGCAGUGAUAAUGACUAUGGAAACAAUGGCUUAAACGAAUUCAUUAUUGCAGCCAAAGAAGAGGGAAUCUGUGUUGAGUAUUCGAAGCCAUUCUUUAGGACAGAUCCCAGAGAAAAAAUUCUGAAACUAGUUGAGAUUAUCAAGGCUUCAACCUCCAAAGUUAUAGUAGCUUUUGUCUCAUAUUCUGACGUUGGAGUUCUUUUUAAGGAAAUGGCCUUACAAAACAUGACUGGGUUUCAGUGGAUUGGAAGUGAGUCCUGGAUCUCUGAUAUGAACACAGCCAAUGCUGAAUGGCAACAUAUUCUGAAAGGAUCAAUGGGUUUUGCUAUCCCAAAAGCUGAAAUCAACGGCCUACGAGAAUUCCUGACCAAUCUUAAUCCAGGUUCUGGUGUGGCUCUUUACCAGGAGGUGUGGGAAACAAUAUUUGAUUGCAAAUUUUCCACACAAAACAAUGUUGAUAUGAAACAGAUGUGCAAAGGCAAUGAAAAUCUUAAUCAGGUCCAAAAUCAUUACACAGAUGUUUCAGAGCUACGAAUUGCAAAUAAUGUAUAUAAAGCAGUGUAUGCUGUGGCUUAUGCCCUGCAUAGCAGAUAUAGCUGUUCUAAGAGGAACAGUGAAAAAGAGGGUCCUGUUGCAUGUGCAAAUAUAACAGAUAAUAAACCAUGGCAGGUACUCAAUGAGUUAAAGAAACUCCAUUUCACCUCUACAACUGGAGAAGAUGUAUAUUUUGAUGAGAAUGGAGACCCAGCAGCGAGGUAUGAACUGCUGAACUGGCAACUGGGAAAAGACAGUAAAAUAGUGUUUGUUAAAGUCGGCUUCUAUGAUGCCUCUCUGAAUGCUGACCUUCAACUGUCAUUUAAUAAUAUCAGUAUAGUCUGGGCCCAUAACAAACCUCAGGUGCCAGUCUCUGUGUGUAGUCCAAGUUGUCGCCCAGGCACCCGUAAGGCUGUACAGAAAGGAAGGCCAAUCUGCUGCUUUGACUGUAUACCAUGUGCAGAAGGAGAAUUUAGUAAUAUAACAGAUUCUAUAUCUUGCAUCAAGUGCCCUCCUGAACUGUGGUCUAAUGGCAUGAAAGAUACCUGUGUCUUGAAGUUGGUGGAAUUCCUGUCAUUUGAGGAGUUAAUGGGAAUCAUUCUUGUAUCAUUUUCUUUGUUAGGAGCUUUGUUCACAAUCUGUAUUGCUGUAAUUUUUUUUAAACACAAGGAUACACCAAUUGUUAGAGCAAAUAAUUCUGAGCUGAGCUUUUUGCUGCUCUUUUCUCUGACUCUGUGUUUCCUAUGUUCACUUACAUUCAUUGGUCAGCCCUCUGAGUGGUCCUGUAUGCUGCGUCACACAGUGUUUGGGAUCACCUUUGUCCUCUGUAUCUCCUGUGUUCUGGGGAAAACUGUAGUGGUGUUAAUGGCCUUCAGGGCUACACUUCCAGGCAGUAAUAUCAUGAAAUGGUUUGGGCCUCUACAGCAGAGACUCAGUGUACUUGCCUUCACUCUUGUACAGGUCAUUAUUUGUGUACUUUGGUUAACAAUAUAUCCUCCUUUUCCCUACAAAAAUAUGAACUACUACAAGGAAAAGGUUAUAUUAGAAUGUCAUGUAGGCUCAGUUAUAGGUUUCUGGGCUGUUCUGGGUUAUAUAGGAUUUUUGGCACUUUUAUGUUUUAUCUUGGCUUUUCUGGCCCGGAAGUUGCCUGACAAUUUCAAUGAAGCCAAAUUCAUCACAUUCAGCAUGCUUAUAUUCUGUGCAGUUUGGAUCACAUUUAUUCCUGCUUAUGUCAGCUCUCCUGGAAAAUUUACUGUAGCUGUAGAGAUAUUUGCUAUUUUAGCAUCAAGCUUUGGCUUAUUAUUCUGCAUAUUUGUUCCAAAGUGCUAUAUAAUCGUAAUGAAACCAGAAAAAAACACUAAAAAGCAAAUGAUGGGGAAAACACCUACUCGGUAA